Messenger RNA from Eleginops maclovinus (Patagonian blennie), 3175 nucleotides. RefSeq names its product metallophosphoesterase domain containing 2a (gene mpped2a). Bases 528 to 1397 code for a protein of 289 amino acids. Gene Ontology annotation, molecular function: hydrolase activity. Lineage: Eukaryota; Metazoa; Chordata; Actinopteri; Perciformes; Eleginopidae. The transcript is spliced from 7 exons. The record is from RefSeq and is a predicted model, not a curated record.
GAGGUGGCGGGGGGUUGUGCUCGCUCCUGCUCUCUAUGCUCUCUGACCCCAGUGGCAGCUCCGACUCACUGCACUCCCCCUCCGUCACACUGCUCUCUCUCUCCUUCUGUCUGUCAGUGUCUCUCCUCCUCUCUCCCCUUCUCUCUCUUGUCUGGUUUCUUUCCACAGGAGCCAGCCGAGGUCCCGCCGGGUCGAAGGUUCUGCCCUAUCCGCCCAGACUGCUGCAACCCCCGGACGGCCGCUCACAGCCUCCCCGCUCUCCCGCCGCUGCCGCAUGGACCCGCGUCCCUCCGCCGCCGCCGCGUAGAGGGCGACCCCGACCCGACACUCUUUCUCCGGCCAGAUAAAAACCGCACAAAACCCACACGAAGUGCAGACUGCAGUGUGUCGUGGUCGAGUCGGUCGGCUGGGUCGCUGCUACUGGGAGACUUCCUGAGCUUCUUGAGCUGCCCUGAAGGAUGACUGCUGCACGGCUCACUGCUGAAUCCCGGUGAACGAACGGCGUCUCAUGUCCAAACGGCGGAAGGAUGGCUCAUGGCAAAGUGACCAUCACGGUGGACGAGUACAGCUCCAACCCGACACAGGCCUUCACACACUACAACAUCAACCAGAGCCGCUUCCAACCUCCACAUGUCCACAUGGUGGACCCCAUUCCUUAUGACAAUCCCAAGCCAGCAGGACACACCAGGUUUGUGUGUGUGUCAGACACACACUCGCGCACAGACGGCAUCCAGAUGCCCUACGGCGACGUGCUGCUGCACACGGGUGACUUCACCGAGCUGGGCCUGCCCUCCGAGGUUAAGAAGUUCAACGACUGGCUAGGUGGCCUUCCGUACGAGUUUAAGGUGGUGAUCGCCGGCAACCACGAGCUGACCUUCGAUAAGGACUUUAUGGCCGAGCUGGUCAAGCAGGAUUACUACCGAUUCCCCUCCGUGUCCAAACUCAAACCCGAGGACUUUGACAAUGUGCAGACGCUCCUCUCAAACUGUGUGUACCUGCACGACUCGGACGUCACCAUAAAGGGAUUCCGGAUAUACGGGGCGCCCUGGACUCCGUGGUUUAACGGCUGGGGGUUCAACCUGCCUCGGGGUCAGUCUCUGCUGGAUAAAUGGAACCUCGUCCCUGAAGGCAUCGACAUCCUGAUGACCCACGGACCUCCGCUCGGUUUCCGAGACUGGGUUCCUAAGGAGCUGCAGCGGGUCGGCUGUGUGGAGCUGCUCAACACGGUGCAGAAGAGGGUGCGACCCAAACUCCAUGCCUUCGGAGGCAUACACGAAGGUUACGGGAUCAUGACGGACGGCUUCACGACGUUCAUCAACGCGUCGACCUGCACCGUCAGUUUCCAGCCCACCAACCCCCCCAUCGUGUUCGACCUGCCCAACCCCUCCAGCUCCUGAGACCAGAGGAAGGGGUGGGGAGGGGAGGGGCAAGGGCACCAUAAACUACUUUUUUUUCUAUAAAUAUGUCAAGUUAAAAAAAAAAAAAAUCUAAGUGUUUCUUUGCAAACGUUUUGGUCUUCUCAAGCUGUUGUUGAGAUUGAGAAGAUGUGGAGAUGUGGGGCGGGGGUUUGGUGGGGGGUUUGUCUGGGAGGGUCAAAGGAGAAUACCGGUGUUUUUGUUUCAAAACGUGCCACCUAUGCUCGUUUCCUGCGCCAAGUCAGCAUGGUGGCAGAUACCAGGGUCUGUUCUUCAGAGGAACAACAAUGUUAUUUAACCUUGUUCAUUCUUGAAAUCCAGUGUUGAAAGAAUAAAAACAAACAUACUUUUGUCACAUUUGCAUCAUGCAGAGUUAGCAUUUUUAAUCACCGGGUUUCUGGUAAUCACUAUGCAGCUACAAAUAAAAGUGAAAACAUCAUCUAGGAAAGUAUCCGUAAAAAAUCCCCUGCCUUGCAGAACUGAGCAGGGUCCAUUUGUUUCUGGAUUCAUAAAGUUAAUUUCCUACAAAACAAGCUUAUUUUACACGCAUUAUUUCUGUGACAAAUCCAUAUUUUGGUGAGGGGGUUGAGAGAAUUAAUACAAGUUACGUUUCUGAUAUAAGCUGUUGAUGUCACAAAAAUCAAAUGUUAUGAUGACAGGAAAAACUGGAGGGAUUAUUGUCCUCUUCGUACUCUAGUACUAUCAAUUCUGCAUUUAUGCAAUGUCAAAUUCAUUUUGGGGGAAUGUGAAACAAAGCUGCAAGUGACACUGGUAUUCUCCUUUUCUGGGGGAUUUUGUGGUUAAACAAUCUUGCUCUUGAUAAAUAUUGGUCAGAUCUGUAAGAUAAAUGAUGCUUUGUGAAUUUGUACAAUUUCUUUAUGUUUGGUUUGCAUUGGCCGGACAAUGGAUGCCAUUGUUUUAUGUUGUAUCAUCUGAUAUUUUGUGAUUAGAUCUUCUUUUUUUCUCUCGUCAGUUCCUCUUUUCUUAUUGGCUGACAGGGACGCUGCCUUAAACUAGCUUAAAUGUUUCAGCUAGAGCCCCACUCUCUGCGAGCUCAGAGAAAAGUCCUUAUUUAUUACCCGCAAAACAACACCUGACCAACGCAGGGAUAGAAAGCUAUCAAAUUACAACCCGUAAAUUUUAACUUUUUAACUUCCCAUUAUGGAUUUCUGAUCUAAUUUGGAAAAUGUAUGUAUAAAAUAUAUAUAAAUAUAUAUUAUAUAUUCAUGUUGUAAAACAUCUGUACUAAAAGUAGUGUUUGACAAAAAAAAGAAAAUCUGGUGCAUUUUUUCUGUGUGCACCUGUAUAAUUGACCUGUUUCUUUCUGCUCCCUUCAGACGCUCUUUCUUUAAUGUGUUUUGUAUGGACUCUGCCAGUAGGGCAGACUUUCAUUUUGGAAGAGAGAGGAAAAUAUGUCAGAGUCACAAUCCAACAGGUGCUGGUUGCUCCCAACAACACGCCUGCCUAAACCUGGUAAAGCUGUCCUUUUAAAGUGUAAAUCUGAUAGUAUUUGUGUUUUAUUGCUUUUCUUUUUUUCUAAUUUUGCACUGUGUGUAAAUGCAAUCUUGCUAGCACAAAAAAAAUGUUGCCAAUAGUUGUCUCAACUUUGUCGCUGUAAAUGCUCUUCCGUGCUCUGUUCCUCUCUCGCUCUUUCUCUGAUUGUAUCCCUCUUCAUGGAAAUGUUAGUUCUCUUUCAGUUCAUUGUGAUAUAUUUAGCUGCCUUUAUAUGCAAAUAAAAUUGCAAGAUUUUUACUUAUCAA